UCUGUGUCUGUGUGUCUUCCUCCCGGCGUUCAUCUCCCUCCAUCUCAUUCUGGCGGCCCCCUCUCAGAGCCGGGAGGAGCGUGUUCUCCGCCAUGAAGCUCGGCAAGAACCGGCCUCACAAGGAGGAACCCCAAAGACCAGAUGAACCAGCAGUGUUGGAGAUGGAAGACCUUGACCGCCUGGCUAUUCGACUGGGGGAUGGGCUGGAUCCUGACUCUGUGUCUCUUGCUUCCGUCACCGCGCUCACCACCAAUGUCUCCAACAAGCGAUCCAAGCCAGACAUUAAGAUGGAGCCAAGUGCCGGGCGGCCCAUGGAUUACCAGGUCAGCAUCACAGUGAUUGAGGCUCGGCAGCUGGUGGGCUUGAACAUGGACCCCGUGGUGUGUGUGGAGGUGGGCGACGACAAGAAGUACACGUCCAUGAAGGAGUCCACGAACUGCCCCUACUACAACGAGUACUUCGUCUUCGACUUCCACGUCUCUCCUGAUGUCAUGUUCGACAAGAUCAUCAAGAUCUCGGUCAUUCACUCCAAGAACCUGCUGCGCAGCGGCACCCUCGUGGGCUCCUUCAAAAUGGACGUGGGGACCGUGUACUCGCAGCCAGAGCACCAGUUCCAUCACAAGUGGGCCAUCCUGUCAGACCCCGACGACAUCUCUGCGGGGCUGAAGGGCUACGUGAAGUGUGACGUCGCCGUGGUGGGCAAGGGGGACAACAUCAAGACGCCCCACAAGGCCAACGAGACGGAUGAGGAUGACAUCGAGGGGAACUUGCUGCUCCCCGAGGGGGUGCCGCCGGAACGCCAGUGGGCCCGGUUCUAUGUGAAAAUCUACCGAGCAGAGGGGCUGCCCCGCAUGAACACCAGCCUGAUGGCCAACGUGAAGAAGGCGUUCAUCGGUGAGAACAAGGACCUGGUCGACCCCUAUGUGCAAGUCUUCUUUGCCGGCCAGAAGGGCAAGACGUCGGUGCAGAAAAGCAGCUAUGAGCCACUGUGGAAUGAGCAGGUGGUCUUUACAGACCUGUUCCCCCCGCUCUGCAAGCGCUUGAAGGUACAGAUCCGGGACUCAGACAAGGUCAACGACGUGGCCAUCGGCACCCACUUCAUUGACCUGCGCAAGAUUUCCAACGAUGGAGACAAAGGCUUCCUGCCCACGCUGGGCCCCGCCUGGGUGAACAUGUACGGCUCCACACGCAACUACACGCUGCUGGACGAGCACCAGGACCUGAACGAGGGCCUGGGCGAAGGCGUGUCCUUCCGCGCCCGCCUCAUGCUGGGCCUGGCCGUGGAGAUCCUGGACACCUCCAACCCCGAGCUCACCAGCUCCACGGAGGUGCAGCUGGAGCAGACCACGCCUGUGUCCGAGAGCUGCACGGGGAAAACGGAAGAAUUCUUUCUGUUCGGAGCCUUCCUGGAAGCCUCAAUGAUUGACCGGAAAAACGGAGACAAGCCCAUCACCUUUGAGGUCACCAUAGGCAACUAUGGCAACGAAGUCGACGGCCUAUCACGACCCCAGCGGCCUAAGCCCCGGAAGGAACCCGGGGACGAGGAGGAAGUCGAUCUGAUCCAGAACUCGAGUGACGACGAGCCGGACGAGGGCGGGGACCUGGCCUCAGUCUCCUCCACCCCGCCCAUGCGGCCCCAGAUCACCGACAGGAACUACUUCCAUCUGCCCUACCUGGAGCGCAAGCCCUGCAUCUACAUCAAGAGCUGGUGGCCGGACCAGCGCCGCCGUCUCUACAACGCCAACAUCAUGGACCACAUCGCAGACAAGCUGGAAGAAGGCCUGAAUGAUGUGCAGGAGAUGAUCAAAACGGAGAAGUCCUACCCGGAGCGACGACUGCGGGGCGUCCUGGAGGAGCUGAGCUGUGGCUGCUACCGCUUCCUCUCCCUCGCGGACAAGGACCAGGGCCACUCGUCCCGCACCAGGCUAGACCGGGAGCGCCUCAAGUCCUGCAUGCGGGAGCUGGAGAGCAUGGGGCAGCAGGCAAAGACCCUGCGGGCACAGGUGAAGCGGCACACGCUGCGGGACAAGCUGAGGCUGUGCCAGAACUUCCUACAGAAGCUGCGCUUCCUGGCAGACGAGCCCCAGCACAGCAUCCCCGAUGUCUUCAUCUGGAUGAUGAGCAACAACAAGCGCAUCGCCUACGCCCGGGUGCCCUCCAAGGACCUGCUCUUCUCCGUCGUGGAGGAGGAGCUGGGCAAGGACUGCGCCAAGGUCAAGACGCUCUUCCUCAAGCUGCCCGGGAAACGGGGCUUUGGCUCAGCGGGCUGGACGGUGCAGGCCAAGCUGGAGCUCUACCUGUGGCUGGGCCUCAGCAAGCAGCGCAAGGACUUCUUGUGCGGUCUUCCCUGCGGCUUCGAGGAGGUCAAGGUGGCCCAGGGCCUCAGCCUGCCCUCCUUCCCCCCCAUCAGCCUGGUCUACACCAAGAAGCAGGCCUUCCAGCUCCGCGCCCACAUGUACCAGGCUCGCAGCCUCUUUGCCGCCGACAGCAGCGGCCUCUCAGACCCCUUUGCCCGUGUUUUCUUCAUCAACCAGAGUCAGUGCACAGAGGUGCUGAAUGAGACCCUGUGCCCCACCUGGGACCAGAUGCUGGUGUUCGACAACCUGGAGCUUUAUGGCGAAGCCCACGAGUUGCGGGACGAUCCCCCCAUCAUUGUCAUCGAGAUCUACGACCAGGACACCAUGGGCAAAGCCGACUUCAUGGGCCGGACCUUCGCCAAGCCCCUGGUGAAGAUGGCAGAUGAGGCGUACUGCCCGCCCCGAUUCCCGCCCCAGCUCGAGUACUACCAGAUCUACCGCGGCAACGCCACGGCUGGGGACCUGCUGGCUGCUUUUGAGCUGCUGCAGAUUGGGCCGGCAGGGAAGGCCGACCUGCCGCCCAUCAAUGGCCCGGUGGACAUGGACCGAGGUCCCAUCAUGCCUGUGCCCGUGGGCAUCCGGCCUGUGCUCAGCAAGUACCGGAUCGAGGUGCUGUUCUGGGGCCUGCGGGACCUGAAGCGGGUGAACCUGGCCCAGGUGGACCGGCCGCGAGUGGACAUCGAGUGUGCAGGGAAGGGGGUGCAGUCGUCCCUGAUCCAUAAUUAUAAGAAGAACCCCAACUUCAACACCCUCGUCAAGUGGUUUGAAGUGGACCUCCCCGAGAACGAGCUCCUGCACCCGCCCUUGAACAUCCGCGUGGUGGACUGCCGGGCCUUCGGCCGCUACACCCUGGUCGGCUCCCACGCCGUCAGCUCCCUGCGGCGCUUCAUCUACCGGCCCCCCGACCGCUCGGCCCCCAACUGGAACACCUCGGGCAGGCUCCCCCAGGGCUGCCGCGUGCUGUACAAGGUGGGCCGCCCCUCUCGCCCCGCAGGGGAGGUCGUGGUGAACAUGGAGCCAGAGGUGCCCGUCAAGAAGCUGGAGACCAUGGUGCAGCUGGACGCGACUUCCGACGCCGUCGUCAAGGUGGAUGUGGCUGACGAGGAGAAGGAGAGGAGGAAGAAGAAGAAAAAGGGCAGCUCCGAAGAGCCAGAGGAGGAGGAGCCGGAUGAGAGCAUGCUGGACUGGUGGUCCAAGUACUUCGCCUCCAUCGAUACCAUGAAGGAGCAACUUCGACAGCGAGAGGCCUCAGGAAUUGACUUGGAGGAGAAGGAGGAGAUGGACAACACUGAGGCCCUGAAGGGGCCCAUGAAGGGCAAGGAGAAGGCAAGGGCUGCAAAGGAGGAGAAGAAGAAGAGAACCCAGAUCCCGGGGCCCAGCCAGGCAUCUGAGGUCCCUGAGAAGAAGAAGCCCAAGAUUGAUGAGCUCAAGGUGUACCCCAAGGAGCUGGAGGCAGAGUUUGACAACUUUGAGGAUUGGCUGCACACUUUCAACCUGCUUCGGGGCAAGACGGGGGAUGACGAGGACGGCUCAACCGAGGAGGAGCGCAUCGUGGGCCGGUUCAAGGGCUCCCUCUGCGUGUACAAAGUCCCCCUCCCAGAGGACGUGUCCCGCGAAGCCGGCUACGACCCCACCUACGGCAUGUUCCAGGGCAUCCCCAGCAAUGACCCCAUCAACGUGCUGGUCCGGGUCUAUGUGGUCCGGGCCACAGACCUGCACCCCGCCGACAUCAAUGGCAAAGCUGACCCCUACAUCGCCAUCCGGCUGGGCAAGACUGACAUCCGGGACAAGGAGAACUACAUCUCCAAGCAGCUCAACCCCGUCUUUGGGAAGUCCUUUGACAUCGAGGCUUCCUUCCCCAUGGAGUCCAUGCUGACGGUGGCCGUGUAUGACUGGGAUCUCGUAGGCACGGACGACCUCAUUGGGGAAACCAAGAUCGACCUGGAGAACCGCUUCUACAGCAAGCACCGCGCCACCUGCGGCAUCGCCCAGACCUACUCCAUACAUGGCUACAAUAUCUGGAGGGACCCCAUGAAGCCCAGCCAGAUCCUGACCCGCCUCUGCAAGGAAGGCAAAGUGGACGGCCCCCACUUCGGGCCCCCCGGGAGAGUGAAGGUGUCUAACCGCGUCUUCACUGGGCCCUCGGAGAUUGAGGAUGAGAAUGGUCAGAGGAAGCCCACGGAAGAGCACGUGGCGCUGUUGGCCUUGAGGCACUGGGAGGACAUUCCCCGCGUGGGCUGCCGCCUGGUCCCCGAACACGUGGAGACGCGGCCGCUGCUCAACCCUGACAAGCCGGGCAUCGAGCAGGGCCGCCUGGAGCUGUGGGUGGAUAUGUUUCCCAUGGACAUGCCGGCCCCCGGGACGCCUCUGGACAUCUCCCCCCGGAAGCCCAAGAAGUACGAGCUGCGGGUCAUCGUGUGGAACACGGAUGAGGUGGUCCUGGAAGACGACGACUUCUUCACCGGGGAGAAGUCCAGCGACAUUUUUGUGCGGGGGUGGCUGAAGGGCCAGCAGGAGGACAAGCAGGACACGGACGUCCACUACCACUCCCUGACGGGCGAGGGCAACUUCAACUGGCGCUACCUGUUCCCCUUCGACUACCUGGCUGCCGAGGAAAAGAUCGUCAUCUCCAGGAAGGAGUCCAUGUUCUCCUGGGACGAGACCCAGUACAAGAUCCCCGCGCGGCUCACCCUGCAGAUCUGGGACGCCGACCACUUCUCCGCCGACGACUUCCUGGGGGCCAUCGAGCUGGACCUGAACCGGUUCCCGCGGGGCGCCAAGACGGCCAAGCAGUGCACCAUGGAGAUGGCGACGGGGGACGUGGACGUGCCCCUGGUUUCCAUCUUCAAGCAGAAGCGCGUCAAAGGCUGGUGGCCCCUCCUGGCCCGCAAUGAGAAUGACGAGUUUGAGCUCACGGGCAAGGUGGAGGCCGAGUUGCAUCUACUCACUGCUGAGGAAGCGGAGAAGAAUCCAGUAGGCCUGGCCCGCAAUGAACCUGACCCCCUGGAGAAACCCAACCGGCCUGACACCGCCUUCGUCUGGUUCCUCAACCCCCUCAAGUCCAUCAAGUACCUCAUCUGCACGCGGUACAAGUGGCUGAUCAUCAAGAUCGUGCUGGCGCUGCUGGGGCUGCUGAUGCUGGCCCUCUUCCUCUACAGCCUCCCCGGCUACAUGGUCAAGAAGCUCCUAGGGGCGUGAGGCCCCCUGCGGCGCCCCUCCUGGGCCUGCACCUUUCCUCCUCCUCUGGCCUGGAGGCCUCGGGUCCCAGGGCCCUUCAUCCUGCUGGCUGGGCU
Phacochoerus africanus (Common warthog) is the source of this 5650-nucleotide messenger RNA. RefSeq names its product otoferlin. The record is from RefSeq and is a predicted model, not a curated record. Bases 93 to 5555 code for a protein of 1820 amino acids. NCBI's taxonomy places the organism in Eukaryota, Metazoa, Chordata, Mammalia, Artiodactyla, Suidae. Gene Ontology annotation, molecular function: AP-2 adaptor complex binding; calcium ion binding. The transcript has 41 exons. Gene Ontology annotation, biological process: plasma membrane organization; synaptic vesicle priming. Gene Ontology annotation, cellular component: synaptic vesicle membrane; presynaptic active zone membrane.